Messenger RNA from Cuscuta campestris, 6604 nucleotides. The record is from the annotation of a GenBank genome assembly. Lineage: Eukaryota; Viridiplantae; Streptophyta; Magnoliopsida; Solanales; Convolvulaceae.
CCCUCUCUCUCUCUCUAAAAACCUUCAAAAAUCUCGGCUUUCACUUGCCAGAAGCCCUGGACACCACCUAAAAGAGCUGGAACCUUUACUUAGGUUCUGCGGUCAUGGAUGAACCUGAAGGGGCGGCAAGAGCCAAGAAUAGUGAGGAAACCCUUAUGGUGAAUUUGGAUCGUGCUGAAGAUGAAAGUGAUGUAAUGUUUGAGGUGAAGGGCUCUGAAGUGUUCGUUGAUGGGGACAGCCUGAAUAAGGCGGAUUUAGAGUUUAGAAGUGAAGAUUUGGAUGGUGGAAGCAAUUUAAUGGAAGAAGAUGAUAAUGCGGCCUCUGCUCGUUCCGAAAGGGAAUCUGAAGGUGGUGUUGGAGAUAAUGUUUCGGGGGCAGCCCGAGAUGUUGAUUUAGUAUCUAUGUCUGCUGAGCCAGAUGAUCUAGUAACGAAUUGUGGGGGGAUUGGUUGUGUGAAUGGAGACUCAAAGAGUUCAGAAGAACAACUUACUACUGAAGAUGCUGUGUCCAUUCCCGAAAGAGAGGAGAAAUGUUGUUUAAAUGGUGAAGAAGCUUCACAUGGCUUCUGUGCAAAUGCUGCCGGGGUUUCAUCAUCUUCAGAGGAAAAACAAGAUAGUCCUGCCGGAUCAACGAAUUAUCAACAGAGUCAUUGCAAAGAGGCUACUUUGAUGCCAAAAAAUGAGGAGACUAGCUUCAAAGAUGAAGAGGCUAUGUAUGGCCAUGUUUCUGGUGCUGGAGUAUCAUCAUCUUUAGAGAAGGGAGAAGGUUUGGUGAAGAUUCCAACUCUUUCAGAGAAGGUUGAUAGAAUCGGUUGUUUUGGUCACACCAAUAAUGAAAAUUCAAAUCCUAUUUCUGAACCAAAAUGUCCACCAAGACAUACUGUUGGAGAAGAUGCUGUUGCUUUGCUUCCUACAGAAAAAGAUGCAAAAUUUGAAGGCAGAGAUAUGCAUGGUGAUUCUGCUGUUGACGCUGAACUGCCUUCUUCUGAGAAAGAUGAAGAUUUGGUGAACCCAACUGUUUCUGAGAAGGUGGAUAUAGUAGAUUGUUCUGGCCAUGAAAGUAAUAAAGUUUCAGAUUCUCCUUCUGAACCAAACUGCUCACAAAGCCAAAUUAUUAGAGUAGAGGAGACAAUAUUCAAAGAUGAAACCAUGUGUGAUGCUGGAGCAUCAUCUUCUAAAAAAGAUUCCCAUUCUGAAAGAAUGUGUUUGCAAAGACAAAUUGUUGGAGAAGAAGCUGUUGUUUCGGAAACAAGAGAAGAGGAGACAAGUUUCAAAGAUGAAGCUUUAUGCGACCGUGUUGGUGAUGCGGGAGUAUCAUCUUCCGAGAAAGGUGAAGAUUUAAUGAAUAACCCAACUGUUUCUGAGGAGAUCGUUAUAGAUUGUUCUGGUCAUGAAAGUAAUAAUUUUUCAGAUUCUCCGUCUGAACCAACGAUUCCACAUAGCCAAACGGUUGCAGAAGAUGCUGCUGCUUUGAUUCUCACAAAAGAAGAUAGCGAAAUGGAAGAUGUAGAUAUGCAUGAUUCUAAAUCAGUUAUUUCACAGAGCCAUUGCAAAGAUGACACUUUGACACCAAGAGAAGUGGAUGCGAGUUCAGUGAAUCCACCUGCUUCAGAGAAGGUUGAUGUAAUAGAUUGUUAUGGCCAUGAAAGCAAUGAAGUUUCAGAUUCUCCUUCUGAACCAAACUGCUCACAAAGCCAAAUUGUCAGAGAAGAGGGGACAAAGUUCACAGUCGAAACAUGUGAUGCUGUUUCUGAUGCUGGAGCACCAUCUUCUGAAAAAGAUUCGCGUUCUGAACGAAUGUGUCCGCGAAGACAAAUUGUGGGAGAAGAGGCUGUUGUUUUGGUGCCAAGGAAAGAGGAGACAAGUUUCAAAGACGAAGCUUUCUGCGACAGUGUUGCUGAUGCAGGAAUAUCAUCUUCUGAGAAAGAAGAUGCUGCUGAUUCGAUUCCUAGAAAAGAAGAUACCAAUAUGGAAGAUGUAGAUAUGCAUGAUUCUAAAACAGAGAUUUCACAGAGCCAUUGCAAAGAUGAAACUUUGACUCCAAGAGAAGUAGAUACGAGUUCAGUGAAUCCAACUGCUUAUGAGAAGGUUGAUGUAAUAGAUUGUUCUGGCCAUGAAAGGAAUAAAGUUUCAGAUUCUCUUUCUGAACCAAACUGCUCACAAAUCCAAAUUGUUGGAGAAGAUGAGACAAGGUUCACAGUCGGAACUAUGUGUGAUGCUGUUUCUGAUGCCGUAGAAGGAUCUUCUGAAAAAGAUUCCCAUUCUGAACGAAUGUAUUUACAAAGACAAUUUGUGGGAAAAGAGGCUGUUGUUUUGGUGCCAAGGGAAGAUGAGACAAGUUUCAAACACGAAGCUUUAUGUGACCGUGUUGCUGAUACGGGAGUAUCAUCUUCUGAGAAAGAAGAUGCUGCUGCUUUGAUUUCCACAGAAGAAGAUAUGAAAAUGGAAGAUGUAGAUAUAUAUGAUUCUAAAUCAGAGAUCUCACAAAGCCAAUGCAAAGAUGGCACUUUUAUGCCGAGAGAAGUGCAGACGAGUUCAGUGAACCCAACUGUUUCCAAGAAGGUUGAUGUAAUAGAUUGUUUGGGCCAUGAAAGUAAUAAAGUUUCAGAAUCUCCUUCUCAAGGCCAUAGUGUUGCAGAAGAUGCUGACGCCUUGAUUCCAAUAGAUGAAGAAACAUGUUUGGAAGAAGAUAUGCUCGAUUCAGUUGUAGAUGGAGAUCUGUCAAAGCAUCCACGGAGUCAUUGCGAAGAUGUUGCUUCGAUGGCAAGAAAAGUGGAGACACAUUUCAAUAAUAACGAAGCUAUUUGUGCUUAUGAUGCUGAUGAUGUUGUAGUAUCAUCGUCUGAGAAAGGUGAAGGCUUGUCGGAUAACCCAAUUUUUUCUGGGAAUGAUGAUACAAUACAAGUAGAUUGUUCUGGUCAUGCCAGUGAUAGAAUUUUCACAAAACAAACUGUUGGAGAUUAUAUUUCAAGCAAAGAAUAUACAAGUAUUGAUGACAAAUAUCUGAAUGAUUCAGUUGCAGAUGCCAGACCAUAUUCUUUGGAGGGGAAUGAACAGGGUUUUGCAGAUCCAACCAUUUGCAAGGAGAACAAUGAAGAUUUUACAAAACACGAGACAGAUGGAGAUCUGUCAGAGAAUUCACAGAGUCAUUGCGAAGAUGUUGCUUCGAUGACAAGAGAAGUGGAGACAAGUGUAAUUGAAAAUGAAGCUAUAUGUGAUCAUGUUGCUGAUGAUGUUGUAGUAUCAUCCUUUGAGAAAGGCAAAGGCUUGUUGGAUAAUCCAAUUGUUUCCGUGAAGGUUGAUAUAAUAGAUUAUUCUGGUCAUGCAAGUGAUAGAAUUUCACCCAGACAAACUGUUGGAGAUGACAUUCCUAGCGAAGAAUAUACAACAAAUAGUGACGACAAAGAUCUGCAUGAUUCGGUUGCAGUUGCCAGACCAUCUUCUUUGGAGGAGAAUGAACAGAAUUUAGUAAAUCCAACUAGUUGCGAGGAGACCAAUGAAGAUUGUACAGAACAUGGGUCUGGUAUGAUCUCAGAUUGUCCGGCUGAUGCCGUUAUUGGAGUCGGGCAAGUUGGAGUUCUCAAUGAAAAUGAGAUUAAAAAAUCAAAGGUGGAAGCCAAUAGUCGUGUUGUCGGGGAUACAAUCUUACCUUAUUGUCAAGAAAGUUUGGAAGGGGAUGAAGGGAACCGUACUGCAAUUCAUGAUAAAGCUGAAUCUCUCAAGAGUGCUGGGGAUCGUCAUUCAUCUGCUGAGAAUGACGCGUCCUUAGAAAUCUCCAAUUACAAUGAUGCAAUGGAUAUUGAUGAUAAAAAGUUAGACAUUAGAAAUCCAACUAACUUAGGUUCUAUUAAUGACUCUGAUGUUGUGCAGAAUGAUGAGAUGGAUGUGGAUGAGGAAAAGUUAGAUGUCGUUAAUGAUGCAGCUAACUUAGGAUCAACUAAAGACACUGACAUUGUACAGACUGUGGUUGUCCCUGACAAUACACAGGCCCUGGAAAACAAGAUAGUUGCAAACUUUGCACUUGAAGGUUUGGAUGGCCAUGAACAUGAGCCAAAUGAUGCUGUUGAUUUAGAUACUGAUAAAGGCACUGAGGUGAUGGGUGAACAGAUUGUUGUUAAUUCUGCAUUUGAGUUCGUUGAUGAAGGGUUUUGGCAAGACGACGAGGGAAGAAAUGCUUCAAUGGCAAGGAGUGAGGAUGCUCCAGUCAAUGAUCAAACAGGUGCUCUGAAAUCUUUGGUUGAGGGUGUUGUCACUCUCAAAGAGGACACCACAAUACUGGCUAAUAUUGAAACCUGCCAGCAGCAAAGUAUAGAGGCUACCUGUAAGACAAAUAUUGAGGUAGAUAAUGGGCAGAACACGGAAGUGACACCAAUUUCUGAUCAGCCCGUUCAAACUGAUGUUUCACAUGUUGCAGUGCUCAAUGAGGUGGAUAUUGAGCAAGCAGCUGAGAGGGAAAAGGGGCCAUCGAAGAAAAAUGAUGGGUAUUUCUUGGAUGAUGUCCAUGGUGCAGAAACCGUGUUUCUAGACAACGAGCAACAAGAAGAAGAAGAAGAAGAAGAAGAAGAAGAAGAAGAAGAACUUGAAUUGAAACAACAAAAAGAAAUAAAAGAGAAGGAAGUGAAGCCUGUAAACAUAUAUCCUGGUUUCCUACAUCCUCCAGAAAAGUCAGGAAAGUUUGCAGUGUCCGAUUUAGUCUGGGGGAAGGUCAGGAGCCAUCCAUGGUGGCCUGGACAGAUAUUUGAUCCAGCAGACGCAUCUGAGAAGGCCGUCAGAUAUUACAAGAAGGGCUGCUUUUUGGUAGCUUAUUUUGGAGACCGAACCUUUGCUUGGAACGAUUCAUCCGUACUAAAGUCGUUCUGGUCCCACUUCUCCCAGAUUGAGAAACAAAGCACUUCCGAAACGUUUCAAAAUGCAGUCAGGUGUGCCUUGGAAGAGGUUUCCAGACGGAUACAGUUAGGCCUGUCAUGCUCUUGCACAUCAAAAUCCUCUUAUAGCAAGAUUGCAUGCCAGGUUGUUGAGAACACUGGCAUACGUGAAGAGUCGAGCAGGAUAGAAUACAGUGUUGACAAGUGCACAGCAGGUGUGAACUGUUUUUCACCUGUCAAGUUGUUGCAGUUCUUGAGAGGAAAGGCAUGCUCGCCUACUUCAUCGUGCGAUCAGUUGGAUCUUGUUAUUGCACGUGCCCAAUUAUUAGCUCAUUCCUGUUUCAAGGGAUGGGGUGUGCUGUCUGAUUUCUUGCAGGGAGGAGAGUUAGAAAAUGACGACAACGCAGGGCCAGUCACGAGCAAUAAUAAGGUGACCCCCUCCCAUAAACGCAAGUACCAUUCUUCGAAAGAGAGACGAAUGUCAGAGAUAAUAGGCAGCAGCUCUGAAUUGGACUGUAAAUCUGAAGGAGUAAAGAGUGUUUAUGCUGCAAAAGUGUCUCCAGUAACUCCAAGUCCCCCACCUUUCAAGAUUGGGGAACGCAUCCUAAGAGCAGCUAGCCACUUAAAAGGUGACUGUGUGCAACCAGAGACCGCCAAUGGUGGUCAUGCACACAACCCCCCAUCCAUUAAUGAGUUGUACUCCCAGCUUCAGUUGGUGGCACGGGCCCCAACAGGAGAAUAUACGUUCUUGGAUACUUUUAUCAGAUCCAUUUUAGAUCUCAGAAAAUGCUCAAAGCAGCUAUCUGAGUUGGUGCUGCAGAAUCCGCCCCCUUCAGGAAGGCCGGCUAGUGUUGGGGGUAGUAAAAAGAGAAAAGGCUCUCAGGAAGCUGUUGACGAAGGCUUUGAAUUUGAUGAUGACAUUAACGACUCAUAUUGGACAGACAUGAUUGUUCAAAACUAUUCGGAGGACCAACAACCAUUGCAGCAUUCGGUUGUUGAUUCAUUGGAUAAUAAAUCUUCGCGUCCUAAUAAAAAAAGCCGGCGGUCAUACUCUAGGAAACGGUACUCUAUUGGGAAUAAUUCAGUUCCUGAUGUGGCCGUAGCAGCUGCAGUAUCAGCAGCAGCAGAUGAAGAUGCUGAGAAAAGAAAGCGGGACCCGGCGGAGCUUAUCUUGAAGUUUGGAGAGGGCGGAGGUUGGCUUCCUUCAGAGAUGAACCUUAAUAAGAUAUUUAGACGGUUUGGGCCGAUAAAGGAAUUGGAGACCGAAGUUCAUCCCGAGUGUUGUCGUGGCAGGGUGGUGUUUAAAAGGGGGUGUGAUGCAGAAGUUGCUUAUAGCAGUGCUGGGAAGUUCAAUAUAUUCGGGUCGUUACCCGUGAAUUAUGAGAUCAACUACACGCCCGUUAUAUCAGUUAGACCGAUGCUCCUUACCAUACCACAAGAGCAAGAGCAAGAAGCCAUUUGAUCAAUCACUCAACUCACACUUCAGGCAAUAGAAGAGAGAGGAUGGGACAUUUCAUGAAUGCGGCCACGGCUAAAAGGGCAUAAAGGUGGAGAAGGUAUCCAGACCCGAAUUCACAUACCCUUUUUCUUUGAAGGAAAAAAAAAAGAAUCUUCUUGCUUUUGUAGAAACUGAAAUUGUUCCCCAUGUCUGUAGCUAGAAUCUUUUUAUAUGUCAGCUUAGUAUCCUUUUCUUCAUUUCUGGUGUACAUACAUAUAUAUACAUAAACAGUUGAUUUGAUG